This is a messenger RNA of Amoebophrya sp. A25, 838 nucleotides long. The record is from the annotation of a GenBank genome assembly. NCBI's taxonomy places the organism in Eukaryota, Dinophyceae, Syndiniales, Amoebophryaceae.
GAAUGCUUGAACUUCUUGCUCCAGCUGUUGAAGAGGCCGCGGAGCGACUCGCUGCCGAGCAUUGUGAUUAUGCAGGUACUACUCCUUCAGAAGAUUCAUAAGAACUACUGUUUGCUUAUUAAAUGUAACGAUAUUCAAUAAUUCGCUCGCGCUUUCUGCUCUUUCACUUUUACUUUCAUCACCGGGUCUUUCCCUUUCAUCCCUGCUGCUAAAUUUUUCUUACUCCACCCACUUCUCAGGGCGCCUUCGAGUACCUCUUCGAAUUAGGCAGUGAUGUCGAAAGUGUCAGCAGUGACGAGGGGUAUGCAGAAAUUCUUGCUUUACUCCUGCAGUCCAAGCGCGGCGGAAAGUAUGUCCGGGAAGCGGAACUGACUCCCCGAUUGUGGCAGCUCUACGCCACGCACUUCAAGCAUCAAUUGGAACAGGAAAAGGAAGCUCCUGAAGAUUUCCACCUACUCGAAACCAAGGGAGAGCUUUUACGCAGAAGAUGGAGAUCGUGUGAGAAAUUAGUCGACGUCGUGUUAGUCUUUCUGCGUGGUGGCGGAGGCGCUGGAGCAGGAAGAGGAGGAGGAGGUUAUAGUUAUGGUCAACAUGUUCAUGUUGAUUUAGUGUUCAUGGUCAACAUGAUUUAGUGUCCAUCAUUCUCGGCAUCUUGGUCAACCUUUUCCCUUGUAUUCUCGUGAAGAAAUACAAGGUAAAAGGAGUCAAGCGAUGAGGGGGCCGAGAUGCAAUCUAGCAGACUCUAAUAUAGAGGGACCUUGGAUGAGGCCGAAUUGGAGGGGAAUUUGAAGGCGUUUUUGCGCAUUCCAUUUGUGCUGCAGAACAUCGUCGAGUCGUU